Messenger RNA from Phragmites australis (common reed), 585 nucleotides. RefSeq names its product cyclic nucleotide-gated ion channel 4-like. The record is from RefSeq and is a predicted model, not a curated record. Lineage: Eukaryota; Viridiplantae; Streptophyta; Magnoliopsida; Poales; Poaceae.
CCGCUGUUCCAGCACAUGGAUGAUCUGGUGCUCGAGAACAUCUGCGACAGGGUCAAGUCCCUAAUAUUUCCCAAAGGAGAAGUCAUCGUCAGGGAAGGAGACCCGGUGCAGCGGAUGCUGUUCAUUGUGCGCGGCCACCGGCAGAGCAGCCAGGUGCUCCGCAACGGAGCGAAGAGCUGUUGCAUGCUGGGCAACUUCAGCGGCAACGAGCUGCUGUCGUUGUGCCUGCGCCGGCCGUUCCUGGAGCGGCUGCCGGCGUCGUCGUCGACGCUGGAGAGCACGGAGGCGUUCGGGCUGGACGCCGCGGACGUCAAAUACGAGACGCAGCACUUCCGGUACACCUUCACAAACGAGAAGGUGCGGCACAGCGCGAGCUACUACUACUCGCCCGGGUGGCGCACCUGGGCGGCCGUGGCGGUGCAGCUCGCGUGGCGCCGGUACAAGCACCGCAAGACGCUCGCGUCGCUUUCAUUCAUCCGCCCGCGCCGGCCGCUGUCGCGAUGCUCGUCGCUCGGCGAGGAGAAGCUCCGCCUCUACACCGCGCUGCUCACAUCGCCCAAGCCCAACCAGGACGACUUGCUCUGA